UAAAAGUAGUCGUUUUGUGUCAUUGUAAUUUUCUGGUUAUGGAUUUGUAAUUAAUUGAUAAUAAGCUAUGCAAACGUUAAGAGAUGGGAUUUUUUUGACUUUAAUAACUUGAAUCUUGGCUUAUAUGUGGUACACAUACAUUAAAUACAUAAAUUGUUGGGGUUUUGACAACGAAAGAGGUGGCAGUCGCAUGAGGCGUGAAGAUGAGCGGUACAGAUGGAGGGACUGAGUAACAAGGAGUACCCUGGCUUGAUCGUGGAGGGCAACCCCGCGCCCGACAACCGCCAGAACAACGCGUCGUCUCCGGAGGGCCGCAAGCUGCAGCCGAUGGCGUUCACCAUACAUUUUGCCGAUAAGAAAGAUGCAGUUUCGCCGAAACAACUGUCCGAGUCUUUCAAUAAGUAUGCUUCAGGACACCGAAGGAACCCCUCCUAUCCCUCCGUGGAGAUUGCAAAGGACUCGAAGAGCUGUGCCAACAUGGUGCGGGCGGUGGGGCUGUCCCCCCUGCCCGUCAGGAAGUGCCUGGUCAGCCGCCGAGCCGGCUACCACUCGGAGGGCUACUUCUCCAGCGACCAGGAGGAGGACGUCAAGAUACGCAACGAGUUCUUCGUGAAGAAAUUCAGGAAUCUCGACAAAGUCCAGCGGACGACGAACCUCGCCCAGGAGAAGAAGAUCAUGUCACAGCAGCAGCCGAGCGGGCCGGCGCAGGCGGGGCAGGAGCAGUUCGGGGACUUCGCGGAGGAGCAGCCGGGGGUCCCCCUGGCGCCGCCCAGCGACGACGAGGACGAGGACGACGAGGAGGACGAGGACGAAGACGAGGAGGAGGAGGAGGAGGAGGAGGAGGAGGAGGAGGAGGAGGAGGAGGCGACAAACGACACGGCCAGCGAGGCGGGCACCUACACCAUCGAGAAGGACGCCCCGUGCGCGGAGGUGACGCGCGCGCGCCUGGAGGUGGAGAAGGCAGUGGCCGGCUCGAGCGGAGCCCAGCCGCUGGAGAGGAGCCAGGACGGCAGCUUCAAGAUGAGCACGUUCAAGGACAGUUCCAACUGGAUCAAAGAAUGGGCGACUCAUGUUGUAAACCACAAUACCAAUGGACAUGAACAGGUUGCGUCCAAAGCCCUCUCACCAAUACCGGUCCCAAAAUAUCCAGCUGGGAUGACUAGGAUCCCUUCACCUGUGAAUAGUCCUGGGUUCCUCCUGCCUUCCGGGCGGAAAGCACAUCCUUCGCCUCAACACGCCCGCAAGAUUCACUCUCCCUUGAACAUGCAAACUUUUCUCUCGCACGACUCGCUGUCGAGCCUGGAAGGGGGCGGGGCGGAGCGCCACAGCGACGGCAGCCUCGAGACGGAGUCGUUCCUGCGCACGACGGAGAGCGUGGUGACGGCCAUGCAGGCGCGCGUGGGGGCGCCCCCGGACUCCGGCGGGGAGUCUGAGGAGGAGGAGGUGAGCCCCGGGCCCCGGGCUCGGCACGUGGGGGGCGCGCGCUCCGACAGCAGCAGCGACGCGGACCUCCGGGGCCGGGCCAAGGAGCCCGCCCCCGCAGCCCCGCUGUCCACCAGGUACAACAGGGCCUUCAGUUUGAGACGAGCAAGGCUUGAUGAUCCAAAUGAAAAGAAGAAGAAGCCAACGGCAGAAGCAACGGCUUCAUCCGUCAGCAAAGCAAAAAAAGUUAACGAACCAGUGAAAAGCAACUUGGCAAAGAGUAAUAAACUUAAGAAUGCUAAACCCGAAAACACAUUUUCAAGAACAGAUGCUGGUAGAAUUAGCGUUAGAGGUCCAAAGACUGUUUCUCAGGCGCCUCACGCGCAGAAAGGCGGCGCGGCCAAGAGGGACGCGAAGAAGGGCAGCCCGGGCGCUCGCAGCAACUCCACGCUCUCCUCCAAGGAGGUGGAGUUCCAGAACUGGAAGCGCCGCAAGAGCUACGACCCGAUGAAGGCGGCGGCGGAGGGCAAGAAGAAAGAGGCGGCGAAGAAGGCGGUCAUGACCACGAGCAUGACGCAGUCCUCGUUCGCCGUCCCUGAGGCGUCUCCCAGCCAUCAGAAUCCUGUCCUGCGAUCUGCGUCCUUCCACGGAACUGGUGGCCUCACGCCCAAGUAUGUCUCGUCCGAGGAUGAGAUGACGCUCUCGGCUGACGAGGAUUCCCCGGUGUCCGGAUACCCUCCCCUCACCACCGCAUCACCUUCCAAGGUGAUGCUGGAAGGCGUGCUGGGAGGCAGCCGUGCGUCGCUCUACAGCGCCGCCUCCAGCUCCUCACUCCGCGCGAGGAACAAGAUGGAGGCGCUGGACAACCUCGUGUUGGCGGCGCUGUGCGGUGUCUCCAACAAGCUGCGCGCCAGCUCCAGCACGCUGCUCAGGAAACUGAGGGUUCUGUACGAGGGGGACGCGGAGCGCGCGGAGAAGCUGAGCGCGGCCAUCGAGCAGCUGCAGAACAGCGCGUGCGCGUCGCCGCAGACGCGCAGUCCCUCCAAGGAGCUCUCCAGCACGCUCAAGAACCUCAAGAAGCUGGAGAACGUCCUCAAAGUGCUGGAUGAAGUCCUGUUUGAAGAAGAAGAAUUUGAGGUUGAAGUUGACGAAUACUGAGAUACGUCAAUGAUAUACCGGAGUAAGUAUUCAAGAAUGCCAAGUGUUAUGCUGACUUAACAGAUGUGUGACACUAUAUUUUUAUGUCACCAAGUCAUCAGUCGAAAUUUAACUUACGAUACGUUCAUAUCCCUAUAGUCACAAUGCAGCUGAUUUAUCAUAUAUGUAACUUCUUGAAUGAGGUGUACAUUUGUGUGCCUUUCUGCAGAAAACAAAGGUAGAAAAUUCUUGGUAGCAGAUCUAAAAAUCAUAAAAUGUCUGACUAUUAAACAAAAAAAAACAUUUCUUAAAUUUUUAAAAUUUUAUUUGGUAUUAUGUCAUAAAAAUUAAUUCAAAGUAAAAAAAUCUGAAAUAAGUAUGGUAGAAACUAUUUAGUGCAAACUUAUUUAUUUUUAAAAUUGUUGAUGAUUCAAAACUUUCUGCUUGUUUCUUUAAUAUUCUAUUUAGCUUAUGUUAAAAAAAUUUAUGUAUAACAUCAUAAUUAUUAUUAUUAUUGUUUUAUUCGUCUCCUGUCACUAUCUACACCUGAGUGUGCAAUACUACCAGAGAAAAAUGCCUUCAUAGAAGAAGUGCAUAACAGAAUGAAAUAAUUUUUGUAAAUGCAUGCAGGUUUUUGGAAAUUAAUUUCUCUGUCUACUUACCAAAAAAAAAAAAAAAAAAAGCAAGAAAAUUUUAGUAAGAAAGCACAGAAAAAUAACACUCGAAUAUACGGAAGGGAAAGGCUGUGUGUUUAAGUGGGUAUAUCAGGAUCGGUAGACCAGGAAACGUAAAUGAAGUGAGUACUGGGUGACAAAAGACCAAGCGCAAGAUGACAACAAGAGAAUUUGCAGCAAUGUGAUAGUUUGACGGUACGUUCAUGUUUAGUUUCAGGACAUUCUUAGCUCGGAUGCGAUGGAAAUGUUUUUCAAGUGUACUCCAGAUAAAAUUCUAACUUUUCAAGAAUGAGCGCUGCAGUGUCUGCAAGCUUAGUGAGGAUUGAAUAACACUUCUGUAGGGGCAAAUAUGGUUUUGAAAUUUCCCCUUAAAUUAAUGACAGAAAUUAUAAAUUUUUUGAUUAAAAUUUUUUCUCAGUUUGAAAUAAUUUCUAAGUCCCUGCAGGUUCUAAUCAAACAAGUUUGACUGUACAGUGAUUAUUGUGUUCUUAUAAGUAUUAUUGUGGCUAGCGGGAAUGUAUGGCCUGGCCGAAACAAUUAUUGUUGGUUCUAGGAGUGUAGCCAGAAUCUUUCUUUGCCAAGCGAAUGCAAACAUUAUUUAUUAUAUAAAUUAUUAAACAAAAGGGGCUGCUACGCAGUAUUAAUUUUGACCCAAACAUACCAGUAAUAUAAGGUAUUGUUAUUGGUAGCCAGAAUGAAAGACGUAAAGAUGUAUAACACCAGGAUUUCAGCUUGGAUAUGCCCCUGAUGGCAAGCAUAUGUUUGUUAUAUCCAUUACAUGUAACGUAAUGUCUGUAACUAUAAAUGGGUGUUUUAUGUGACACCUGUAAUUUUCUAUAGAAUAAUUACUGUAAAUUCUUUUAUAGAAUAAUUACUGUAAAUUCUUUCAAGUGCAAUACUUUGGCAUGCAGUAAAUAGCUGUCAUAUUAACGUAUGUAUUGUGUUCAUGUGUGGCAUGAAAGUAUUUUCUGACCACUAUAGACAUAGUUGUACGUGUAUAGAAAAGUGACUGAUUAUGCCAGUAUUAUCUACAUAGUGGAAAAAGACAUCCUAGAUAAAUUUUUGAUGUUUAUGUACAUUUUUUUUACAGAUCAAGAAUGUAGAAAUUUGAUUAAUUCCAUUUAUGUAAUUAGCACUACUGGUUGCAUCAUGUUUGGAAAUGUUCAUAUGAUUUUGUUAUACUACAUUUGCAUAUAGUUUUUGUGAUAGUGACUUUUCAGCUAGUUUAAUUAGGUAUUAUAUAUUUUUAUAACUCAA
Messenger RNA from Bacillus rossius redtenbacheri, 4490 nucleotides. RefSeq names its product tau-tubulin kinase 1-like. The record is from RefSeq and is a predicted model, not a curated record. The coding region runs from base 217 to 2580 and encodes 787 amino acids. The transcript has 14 exons. Lineage: Eukaryota; Metazoa; Arthropoda; Insecta; Phasmatodea; Bacillidae.